AUGAGUCGGCGUCGCCUCCGAUAUUAUCACGUUUACAAGCGGUCGAAGAAGAACAAGAAGAAGAAGAAAGCGAGAUCGGCAGUACAAUCCCAAACCCAAGAUAAAGAACAAAUAGUCUUUAUUCCUCUGUCGUCUCCGGGGCUUUCCAUUCCAGGAUUCCUCAAGACUGGGGAGCCUAAUAGGCUUCGUGGAGGAGACAAUUACACUGCAGGAUUGUCACCGUCAUCAGCGGAUAUCGCCGUAGAUUCCGAACCUCCCUUCAAUCCAUACGUCCUUUAUACCUACCACUCUCAUCACAAUUCUUCCCCGCGUACAUCUCCGUAUUUCCUUCUAAACCCUCCCAAGUUAGACAGUGCCGGAGAAUACAGAGGAGAGGUGUCAUCAGAAAGUUUAGUUGACUACGUCGAUUAUUCGCGGCGCAUCAGCUCGGAUGUCGAGGUGAAGGAGAAUAUCUGGAAUAAAUCACAGCAGAAGCAGAACCUGACUGACAUUGGGCCCAAUCUAUCUCAUUGA
This is a messenger RNA of Lentinula edodes (shiitake mushroom), 513 nucleotides long. RefSeq lists its product as uncharacterized. Bases 1 to 513 code for a protein of 170 amino acids. NCBI's taxonomy places the organism in Eukaryota, Fungi, Basidiomycota, Agaricomycetes, Agaricales, Omphalotaceae. The transcript is spliced from 6 exons. The record is from RefSeq and is a predicted model, not a curated record.